Sesamum indicum (sesame) is the source of this 798-nucleotide messenger RNA. NCBI's taxonomy places the organism in Eukaryota, Viridiplantae, Streptophyta, Magnoliopsida, Lamiales, Pedaliaceae. The record is from RefSeq and is a predicted model, not a curated record.
CCACCUCAAAAGCCGUAUUCCUUUUACCGAGUCACCAUCGCCUCCUCAAAUAAAUAAAGGCCCGUCUGCAAAUCUUCUCUGCUUUUUCACCUCCGACGCCGAAAAUAAAAAGCAUUUCGAAACCCUAGCCACAAGUAGAGUAGUUUCUUCGUUUUGGCCGAGAGGAUCCGAUAUGGCGUCGUUCAAUGAGGCACCGCCCGGCGACGUGAAAUCCGGUGAGAAGAUCUUUAAGACCAAGUGCGCUCAGUGCCACACCGUCGAUAAAGGCGCCGGCCACAAGCAAGGCCCCAACUUGAAUGGCCUUUUUGGAAGGCAAUCUGGCACCACCCCUGGUUAUUCGUACUCUGCUGCCAACAAGAACAUGGCUGUAAUUUGGGGAGAGAAUACACUCUAUGAUUACUUACUCAAUCCUAAGAAGUACAUUCCUGGCACUAAGAUGGUCUUCCCUGGGCUGAAGAAACCUCAAGAACGUGCAGAUCUAAUUGCUUAUCUCAAGGAGGCAACUGCUUGAAGAUUAUUUAAAGAACAUAUUACUUUUCCUGAGAGUUAGAGACAUUUGGUAUCUGUUCAGGCGGUAUUUUUUUUCCCAGUAAACAUAGCUGAACGAUACUUUGUUGAAUAAUAGCGUCAUAUUCUACGCCGUGAUGUUCUCUUUGGCCUUUGCCAGCGGUAGAGAAUUUUGGUGCCGAGUAUAGGCUUUGUUGAGACAUUGUUUUAUUGAAAAAACACGUAACCAAGCGAUCAAUUGUGAAAUCUAAUGGAUUUCGUUUGCCUUUUAGUAGUUCAAGAUUAUUUAAA